CCUAAGUGGCCCUCCAGUUAAUUUAGUAUGGCCCACAAGCACUCACUGAAUAAGGACUGUCAGGCCCUCUGGAAGGACCAGAGCCUUCCACCAGCAGUGGUGCUGGAGCUAUCCAACCCUCUUCUGCUGGUUGAAAUCAUCCAGAUUACAGAUGAUGACAUUCAAUGCUUGUUGAAUUCAGAUGCAGCUUUGCAGGUGCCUUCAUCUUCGCAGCCAGCAGCAGCUCUGCAGCCAGUUGCAGCUCCCCAGCCAACUGUUGCAAACCAGCCAGCUGCAGCACCCCAGCCACCUGCUGCUCCACAGCCAUCACCAUCACCAGCUGUCCAGCAAAGCUGCAGCCAAAGGCACACAUCUCCAAGUAGUGCACAGAGUUUGAGUUUGUGCUUCAAGUGCUGGAAAUCCAGCAGCAGAUUAGGUUCAGUGUGGACGAGCUGGUGAUGGUGCAGCAGGAGCAGGGGUUUGCUCUACAGUAGAUAUCUCAGGUGCUUCAACA
Messenger RNA from Scylla paramamosain (green mud crab), 493 nucleotides. RefSeq lists its product as uncharacterized. The coding region runs from base 28 to 438 and encodes 136 amino acids. Lineage: Eukaryota; Metazoa; Arthropoda; Malacostraca; Decapoda; Portunidae. The record is from RefSeq and is a predicted model, not a curated record. The transcript is spliced from 4 exons.